AUGAUUACCAUGAGCGAUUCCCGGGAAGGCACCUAUGAUUCAAAUAUUUCCCGAACCAAUCUAGUUGUCCAAGGGUUUAGUCGUCUGAUAAGGAAAAGCAGUUCACUCGGCGAUGUGCAUGUUAGGGCAAUCGAAGCGUUCUUGGCCCACUCAGUCUACUCGAAGGAAGAUCUCUUGAAUCAGUUACAUUCGCACCACCUUCCCCUUCUCAGCAAUCAACUCAAGACCCUCUCUCUAUCACCAAUCCCAUCUGGAUUAUGGAAAGAGUCAAACGAAGACCUCGAGCUCAUCUUACAGACCCAGUCGGAUCUUGAACACACAUUAGAUCAAAUCAAAUUUACCAUUGCUAGCGUCUGUACAUCUCCACACAGCCAAUCCAAAGAGCAGCACCUCAAGGCUCUCAAAUGGUUCAGGAUUUCCCACCUGCAACAAAGGCUUGCACCUGAAGACCUAAAGCGCCAGUCCAACAGAUGUCACUACAAAAAACGUUUAUCUAACGAAGUAUAUCGUGCGUCGAAGCUGAUUGAGCUCGUGACUAUCGAAUCGACGCAAUGGUCUGAUCUCGAUCUCGCUCAGGAAGAUUGGGAAUCAGAGCUAGACAAAAUCGAGCAAAUGAUCCGGCACAACAUUACCAUGAUCAGUCCGCCACCCAAUUUCCGCCAAGAAUAUGAAGCGAGCGUGAGAAGACUUACUCAUGUGCCAGUCAUCCGACUGGCUAGAUUGUCAAUACCGAUCAUCAAGUUAUCGAAGCUUUUUUUCAUGAAAAUAUCAAAACGUGGGAUGAAUCAGAGACGACUUUCCCCUUACACCGAGAUGAGUUCAAACGAAAUCGACAUUUUUAGUCAAUCAGUUGCAGGGGUUGCCUAUCAUGUUCAAAUACUCAUCCAACUCUUCUACCACAACGAUAUGGCCUACAGUGAUGCGGCCAGCCAUGAAUUCACUGCAGUCACUAACCAAAUCAAAAAUGAGUUGGAAUCUGCUUUACUCUUUAUACUCCUUCAUUUUCUUCCUUUGGUCCCAGAUACCAAAGGUCUUCCAGCCCAAAAGUAUUACAAGACUUGGUUUGUUACUUGGAAAAUUCAGUUCAAUUUCUCCAUAGAUAACUUCCAACAAGCUCUCAACGAGUUUCAAAACACUCCCUCCUAG
This is a messenger RNA of Puccinia graminis f. sp. tritici CRL 75-36-700-3, 1146 nucleotides long. RefSeq lists its product as uncharacterized. The coding region runs from base 1 to 1146 and encodes 381 amino acids. Lineage: Eukaryota; Fungi; Basidiomycota; Pucciniomycetes; Pucciniales; Pucciniaceae. The transcript is spliced from 3 exons. The record is from RefSeq and is a predicted model, not a curated record.